Messenger RNA from Penicillium macrosclerotiorum, 333 nucleotides. RefSeq lists its product as uncharacterized. The record is from RefSeq and is a predicted model, not a curated record. Lineage: Eukaryota; Fungi; Ascomycota; Eurotiomycetes; Eurotiales; Aspergillaceae. The transcript has 2 exons. The coding region runs from base 1 to 333 and encodes 110 amino acids.
AUGCCAGCCAAAGUGAACAAGCCCAAGGCCAGUCCUCGGAAGAAUGUCGAUCGGGCCCAAGCGUCAAAUGACGCCAAUCUCCUGCUGAUGUGGGCUUGCUACAGCAAUAAUGGUGGUGGUGCAAUUGACUGGGCUGCGGUUUGUGAGUCGCUGAACAUCACUCAAACUGCGGCCAAGACUCGUUACCACCGGCUCCGAACCCGCAUGAUUGCUCUAAUGGAGGCCCGCAAGGUGGAAGACACAUCCGAAGAGGCUCCCAGAGCACCUGAGGAGCAAGCUGUGGCUGAAGAUUCUGAAACUCGUCAUGCGGAAAGUGAUGAGGCACAAGGAUGA